AGUUUGACAGACGAGUGGAGGUGAGUCACUUUUCGUCCUACCAAAAAUACAACAAGCGAUGGCCAUCAUUUUGCUCUCCCGUUCAAGAAGAGACCUCGUCGGCUGUUGUAAAUGCAGUGCGUUCGUACUGCUGUAUUUACGGUAGACCCCGUCGCUACACGGAAGAAAAGCUUCCAGCUAGCUAGAAAAACACAGAGAUGUGAAAAAUUUUCUCGUUUCUCUUCGCGAUUUUUGAAAGAAUAAUUGCGUUGAAGGACCUUUUUGCCAUUUAUUUACCGUCACACAUUACUUUGCAUGAAUUAACAUGGCGACGUGCAUUCCUUUUCAAACCCAGUUAUCCUCAAUAAUGGAGGUUUUGGUUAAAGCAGCAGUGACUGAGAUAUCCAAACUAGUCGAUGACAAAUGUGCGUUUUUGCAUCUUGAAAUAUCCCGAAAGCAAAGCGAGAAUGAGAUGCUGAAAAGGAAAUUGCUCAUGAUGGAGAACAAAAGUGCGCAGCUGCAGCGCGGGUUCGAAAACUACAUGGACAGAGGACCAGAUGUGGGGAGUAACUGUCUGCAUCCCCCAGGAGAUAUUAAGUUUCCUGAGAUUGAAGAUGCUACGGUUUCCUUCACAAUUAAAGAAGAGAGUCCAGAUGAAACGCUGUGGAUCAGUGAUUCUGCUGGACCAGUCGGUUCGGCUUUACGGUACUCCAAUCCAGCGAAUGCCCAGGAGAGCCAGCAGCUUGAAGACCGUCAGUUAAACCAUUCAGAGGUCGCCAGACAAAAAACCUCAGAGUUCGGCGAUUUGUACAACUCUGGUCAGCUUGCUGGAGACAUCAGUGGCCUUCAGUUUACCGUCAAGACCGAGAAGGAGGAGGACCGAUCUGGAUUCAGUCAGGAUGGAUGCCAGCACGGUGCAGGAAAGCAGACACAACUUGCUGCUGACCUCUCCAUGGAUGAACGAGAGAAUCAGCUCUGGUCGUCCAUAAUUGACGGUACUGACAUUGAGGCUGGUUUUCCUGACUUUUCUAGUGUGGUAGAGGAGUAUUCCAACACAUUCCCGGACCAUUCUGACGCUCAAGUGGUUUCUAACACGACCAAGUCGACUAAUGUUCAGCAGCUGUCCUCUCAGAGGCCGUGUAAUGGGAUCUACAACAGCGAGUAUCAGAAGGACGUCCCGCAGUCGUCCACUUUUCAACCUCAGGGGGCCGAGUCGCAGCAAGACAAGCAGAAGGAGCAAAUGUACUCGCAGAGAAACCCCUCACAUGUUGCUCACCUCAGGCAGCCAGAUGAACACCCCGAGAGGGAGACUGCAGCUGAAGAUAGACCAGUCAUGACUCCCACGCACAACUCUUUCACAGCAGGCAGCUUCUCCCCACACACUCCUCACAAACCUCACUCUGGCUCGGCUCGUGGCUACGGCUGCUCACAGUGUGGGAAGACGUUCGGCCGCCUCCACCAGUUCAAGCUCCACCAGCAGAGCCACAAAAGAAAGCGGGCGUUCUGGUGCACGGUGUGCGGGAAGAACUUCCAGUGUUCGUCGCACCUCACCAUACACCACCGGACACACACCGGCGAGAAGCCGUACGGGUGCGGACAGUGUGGGAAGAGGUUCACGCAGCAGAGCAGCCUGAGGGUCCACCAGCGCACGCACAGCGGCGAGCGGCCCUACAGCUGCUCGCUGUGCGGGAAAACCUUCAUCCUGAUGCACCAUUUGAAGCGGCACAGAAUCAUUCACACAUACAGCUGAGGUGGACAUGUCUGAAGGGAUGUCGCUCAGGUGAAAAGACACGACUGACCAUCAAAACCAAGUCAAAGAGCCAGCGAGUGGCCGCUUUUGUGGUUGGGAUUUCAGACCUUACGGCAUUGCUUGCGGUCUUUGUAUAUUAAUGCAUAUUUUACUAUGCAAAAUGCAUCCAAUUUUUAAGAGGUUUGCUUCUUUUUUAAGUGCUUGUCUUAUUAUUAGAACUUAAAACUGAAUUGCAACAGAAUUCAUCCAAGUCAGUAUUUUUAAGAUGCCUCCAAAGCUAGAAAUCCCAAAAAAAAAAAGAACACGUAUCAUUACAGGCUGUUACAGAAAGAUCUGUCAGUUGUCCUGCGUACUGACCUUCGCCCACAGACACAGUUUGUCUCAUGUAGAAACAUGCCUUAUGUCAUUUCAGCACCGAAACCGUGGAAGCACAACAUGCUUUUUACCCCCAUAAACUUCCCUUUCCAUUCAGAGCCGAUGAAGCACCUCUCAGAUUUCUGUUUCGAUGUCAGGAUCGGUAAAAAACCUUUCUGAAUGUUAUUGUUAAAAUGUAUCUCCGAAACAAAAUCCUUUGGCCAUUGUUAUGAUUUGUAUUAAAGGAUGGUUGCAGUUGGCAGCUGGAUUUUUUUUCCACUCAGUGAUUUUAGUUUUAGAUGUCACACUUCACUUUGGCUGCAUUGACUUUCCUGACGGGUUUAUUAUCAUUCACUGUAUUCAUUACGUUAAUUUAAUUAAAGGUUAUAUACCAUUUGGUACUCAAAA
This is a messenger RNA of Scatophagus argus, 2491 nucleotides long. RefSeq names its product zinc finger and SCAN domain-containing protein 2-like. The coding region runs from base 305 to 1729 and encodes 474 amino acids. Gene Ontology annotation, molecular function: DNA-binding transcription factor activity, RNA polymerase II-specific; RNA polymerase II cis-regulatory region sequence-specific DNA binding. Gene Ontology annotation, biological process: regulation of transcription by RNA polymerase II. The record is from RefSeq and is a predicted model, not a curated record. The transcript has 4 exons. Lineage: Eukaryota; Metazoa; Chordata; Actinopteri; Scatophagidae.